Messenger RNA from Anastrepha obliqua, 1726 nucleotides. RefSeq names its product annexin B9. Lineage: Eukaryota; Metazoa; Arthropoda; Insecta; Diptera; Tephritidae. Gene Ontology annotation, molecular function: calcium-dependent phospholipid binding; calcium ion binding. Gene Ontology annotation, cellular component: cytoplasm. The record is from RefSeq and is a predicted model, not a curated record. Bases 157 to 1131 code for a protein of 324 amino acids. The transcript is spliced from 6 exons.
AGUAAUUACAAUUGAGUGGCGCAUUUCAGUCUACGUUGAGGCGUUGAAGCAUUGAGUGUACACAGUUGGGAGUGAAACACAAAAAAAUCAAAAAUACAUUCGCUUGUGCAUAAUUUAUUUCACUAACUUUUUAAGCAACUAAAUAAACCAAACAAAAUGAGCUCUGCUGAAUAUUAUCCAUUCAAGUGCACCCCCACCGUCUAUCCCGCUGAUCCCUUCGAUCCCGUCGAGGAUGCUGCCAUUCUACGCAAAGCCAUGAAAGGCUUUGGCACCGACGAAAAGGCCAUCAUCGAGAUCUUGGCACGUCGCGGCAUUGUACAGCGUUUGGAAAUCGCUGAAGCUUUCAAAACUUCCUACGGCAAAGAUUUGCUUUCCGAACUGAAAUCCGAAUUGAGCGGCAAAUUCGAAAAUGUUAUCAUUGCAUUGAUGACUCCGCUGCCACAGUUCUACGCAAAUGAGUUGCAUGAUGCCAUCUCUGGAAUCGGCACCGAUGAGGAGGCGAUCAUUGAAAUUCUCUGCACUCUUUCCAAUUAUGGUAUUAAGACCAUUGCACAGUUCUACGAGCAGAGCUUUGGUCGUUCCUUGGAAUCGGAUCUGAAGGGUGACACAAGCGGCCAUUUCAAACGUUUGUGUGUGUCGUUGGUGCAGGGUAACCGCGAUGAGAAUCAGGGUGUCGAUGAAGCCGCUGCCGUGGCGGACGCACAGGCCUUACACGAAGCCGGUGAGGGUCAAUGGGGCACCGAUGAGUCCACAUUCAAUUCGAUUUUGAUUACACGUUCCUACCAGCAGCUGCGACAGAUCUUCCUCGAAUAUGAAAAUAUCGCUGGCGUCGAUAUUGAGAAGGCAAUCAAGCGUGAAUUCAGCGGCUCGGUAGAGCGUGGCUUCCUCGCUAUCGUGAAAUGUUGUAAGUCGAAGGUUGACUACUUCGCCGAGCGUCUGUACGAGUCCAUGCAUGGUAUGGGCACCAAAGACAAGACGCUGAUACGUGUGGUGGUCAGUCGCUCAGAAAUCGACUUGGGCGAUAUUAAGGAAGCAUUCCAAAAUAAAUAUGGCAAGAGCUUGGAAUCGUGGAUCAAGGGCGACACCUCUGGCGAUUACAAGCGAGCCCUAUUGGCAAUUGUCGGCUUCUAAGAUCGAAACUCUAAUUUUAAAGAAAAUGGAUAAAAAUUAAAUAAAACUGAAUGUAUUUUUUAUUUACCAAAAGUACCUAAUGUUGUAAAAAUAUUGUCUUAACUGAAAUGAAAUGAAAAUAGCGGCAUUGUUGCCCGCAAGCCUCCUAAAAAUAUGCCUUAUAUAUACUAUAAGCACGUUUAAGCGCACAUUAUUACUAUAUUCGUACAUACAUACAUACUUAUGUAUACAUCAAAUCUCAAAUAAGCAUUCACAACCAAACUACCUACCUUCGAACUUAUCUGCCUAGAAAUAUACAAAAUAAAAUAUACAAGACAUGGAUAUACAUACAAGUAUUAAAUUAUAUGCAAAUAUCUACUUUUUGGAAAAUGGUAGAUUUUGUUUUAAAUAUGUUAGCAAAACGUGAAGUGCGUGCUGCAGAUUUUUAAUAUGCGCUAGGCAAUAUUUAAUAUGUAUUACUACUACACUUGUGCCCAUCCAUAAAGAUUUUUCGUCGAAUAUUAAUUACUAUUUUAUGCAUAAAGUCUCGGUUUUUUGUUAAUAUUUAAAUAUUAUAUCAAUAUAAAUGAAAAAUAAGUUUUUUAAAAAAAUUGUA